UUUUUCUCGAUCCAGCAAGGCAUGCGUCCUCUAGCACAUUGAAAGUAACAAAUAAAAAUAAUGAAAAGUUAUGUACACGUGGCAGGUAUAUCGUAAGUGAAACCAUGUUUAAAAUAUAUUUUACAUUAUCGCAUUGUUGUAAAGCAGUAGUCACAGGUUCUGUUUCCAGAAAGUCAAGAUCCGGAGCUAAAAAGAGGGCGUAAAGAGCGCAGUAGUUCCAUUAAAAAAAAAGUUCCGGCAAUACUAUUUCUUCAUUCUCAGUUCCCCUGGAGACGUAUUUAAUGUCAGUGAAGCAGCUCUCAUCGGCUGGCUUUUCUCAGCUUAGUACUCUUUCCGAUCAUGGAACGUGUUUUCGACGACUUUCUACCGCCGCCGGAGUGCCCUGUAUUCGAGCCUACCUGGGCCGAAUUCCGAGACCCGCUGGGCUACAUAGCGAAAAUCAGGCCCAUCGCAGAAAAAUCUGGCAUUUGCAAGAUUCGUCCUCCUGAGGACUGGCAACCUCCCUUUGCAGUAGAAGUUGACAAUUUCAGAUUUACUCCUCGCAUUCAGAGGCUAAAUGAACUAGAGGCCCAGACCACAGUGAAGCUGAACUAUCUGGAUCAGAUUGCAAAAUUCUGGGAAAUCCAAGGCUCUUCAUUAAAGAUUCCCAAUGUAGAGCGGAAGAUCUUGGACCUCUACAGCCUUAAUAAGGUUGUGACAGAGGAGGGUGGCUAUGAAGCCAUCUGUAAGGACCGUCGGUGGGCCCGAGUUGCCCAGCGCCUUAAUUACCCACAAGGCAAAAACAUUGGCUCCCUGCUACGAUCUCACUAUGAACACAUUAUUUACCCCUAUGAAAUGUUUCAGUCUGGAGCCAAUCUUGUGCAGUGUGACACACACCCAUUUGACACUGAAGAGAAAGACAAGGAAUACACACCUCACAGCAUUCCCCUCAGACAGUCUGUCCAGCCUUCAAAGUUUACUAGCUAUAGUCGACGGGCAAAAAGACUGCAGCCUGAUCCAGAGCCUACAGAGGAGGACAUUGAAAAGAAUCCAGAGCUAAAGAAACUACAGAUAUAUGGGGCAGGCCCCAAGAUGAUGGGCUUGGGCCUCAUGGCUAAGGACAAAACUUUGCGCAAGAAAGGGAAGGAAGAAUCAAGAGGAGAUGAAAAGGUGUCAUUAUCAUUGUCUAAAGAGGACAGCCUAGAGCCUUGUACCGAGAUGACCACGAGGCUGCAGAAGAAUCAUAGCUGUACCCAGUUUUUUAACUCAUAUGUUUGCCGAAUAUGCUCCCGAGAGGAGGAGGAUGAUAAGCUGCUUCUCUGUGAAGGUUGUAAUGACAAUUACCAUAUUUUCUGCUUAUUGCCACCCCUCCCUGAAAUUCCCAGAGGGUUAUGGAGGUGCCCGAAGUGUAUCCUUGCGGAGUGUAAGAGGCCUCCAGAAGCUUUUGGUUUUGAGCAGGCUACUCAGGAGUAUACUUUGCAGAGUUUUGGUGAGAUGGCUGAUUCCUUCAAGGCUGACUACUUCAACAUGCCUGUACAUAUGGUGCCUACAGAACUUGUUGAGAAGGAAUUCUGGAGGCUGGUCAGCAGCAUUGAGGAAGAUGUGACAGUUGAGUAUGGAGCAGAUAUUCAUUCCAAAGAAUUUGGUAGUGGUUUUCCUGUCAGCAGUAGCAAACAAAAUCUGUCGCCUGAAGAGAAGGUCUAUGCGAGCAGUGGUUGGAACCUGAAUGUGAUGCCAGUGCUGGAUCAGUCUGUUCUCUGCCACAUCAAUGCAGACAUUUCAGGCAUGAAAGUGCCCUGGCUUUAUGUGGGGAUGGUUUUCUCAGCAUUUUGUUGGCAUAUUGAGGACCAUUGGAGUUACUCCAUUAACUACCUGCAUUGGGGUGAGCCAAAAACCUGGUAUGGGGUACCCUCACUGGCAGCAGAACAUUUGGAGGAGGUAAUGAAGAUGCUAACACCUGAGCUGUUUGAAAGCCAGCCUGAUCUCUUACAUCAACUUGUCACUCUCAUGAAUCCCAACACCCUCAUGUCACAUGGUGUGCCUGUUGUGCGCACAAAUCAGUGUGCAGGGGAAUUUGUUAUCACUUUCCCUCGUGCUUACCACAGUGGUUUUAACCAAGGGUACAAUUUUGCUGAGGCUGUCAACUUUUGUACUGCUGAUUGGCUACCUGCUGGACGCCAGUGUAUUGAACACUACCGCCGACUGCGGCGCUAUUGUGUCUUCUCUCAUGAGGAACUUAUCUGCAAGAUGGCUGCCUUCCCUGAGAAGUUGGAUCUGAAUCUGGCAGUUGCUGUGCACAAGGAAAUGUUCAUUAUGGUACAGGAGGAACGACGUCUACGAAAAGCCUUGCUGGAGAAGGGCGUCACGGAGGCUGAACGAGAGGCUUUUGAGCUGCUCCCAGAUGAUGAACGUCAGUGCAUCAAGUGCAAGACCACAUGCUUCCUAUCAGCUUUGGCCUGCUAUGACUGUCCUGAUAGCCUUGUCUGCCUUUUCCACAUCAGUGACCUCUGCAAGUGUCCAAGUACCCGACAGUACCUGCGGUAUCGAUAUACCUUGGAUGAGCUACCUGCAAUGCUGCAUAAGCUAAAGGUUCGGGCUGAGUCUUUUGACACCUGGGCCAACAAAGUGCGAGUGGCCCUGGAGGUGGAGGAUGGUCAGAAGUGCAGCUUUGAAGAGUUAAAGGCAUUGAAGUCUGAGGUCCAUGAGGGAAAAUUUCCUAACCAUGAGCUGUUUCAGCGAUUGAAGAACUGCCUAAGUGAGGCAGAAGUUUAUAUCACCCAAAUCCUAGGUCUGGUCAGUGGCCAAGAGGCCAGGAUGAAAAUGCCGCAGGUCACCCUGACUCAGCUCCAGGUUCUUCUUGAGAAAAUCGACAGCCUUCCUUGUACUAUUCCUCAGAUUGAAGCUGUCAAGGAUGUCUUGGAACAGGUGAAGGCCUAUCAAGCUGAGGCUCGUGAGGCUCUAGCUUCAUUACAUUCUAGUGUAGGGCUACUGCAGUCCCUGUUAGAGAGGGGGCAGCAGUUAGGUGUGGAGGUGCCUGAAACACAUCAACUCCGGCAGCACAUCGAGCAAGUGCAGUGGCUAGAUGAAGUGAAACAAUCACUGGCCCCUGCAGCCCAAAGGGGCUCUUUGGUCAUCAUGCAGGGACUAUUGGUUAUGGGUGCCAAGAUAGCCUCCAGUCCUUCUGUGGAUAAGGUCCGGGCUGAGUUGCAAGAACUGCUGACAGUUGCAGAGUGUUGGGAAGAAAAGGCCCAUUUCUGCUUGAAAACCAGGGAAAAGCAUCCACCAUCCAUAUUGGAAGCCAUAAUUCAUGAAGCUGAAAACAUCCCUGUUCACUUGCCUAACAUUCAGGCACUCAAAGAAACUCUGAAUAAGGCACAGGCUUGGAUUGCUGAUGUGAAUGAGAUACAAAAUGGUGAUCACUACCCCUGCUUGGAUGAUUUGGAGGGCUUGGUGGCUGUGGGCCGGGACCUACCCGUGAGACUGGAGGAGCUGAGACAAUUAGAACAGCAGGUACUAACAGCACACUCCUGGAAGGAGAAGGCUUCCAAGACCUUCCUUAAGAAGAAUUCUUGCUACACACUGCUGGAGGUGCUCUGCCCAUGUGCAGACGCUGGCUCAGACAGCACCAAGCGUAGCCGGUGGAUGGAGAAGGAGCUGGGGUUGUACAAAUCUGACACAGAGCUGCUGGGGCUGUCUGCGCAGGACUUCAGGGACCCAGGCUCUGUGAUUUUGGCCUUCAAGGAGGGAGAACAGAAGGAGAUAAAAGGGAUCAUGCAGCUGCGUCGCAUCAACUCAGCCAAGGCCAGUCCAUUGGCAUCAUCAAGCACAGCCGCUUCUGCAGCCUCCAUCUGCGUGUGUGGGCAGGUGCCUGCUGGGGUGGGAGCUCUGCAGUGUGACCUGUGUCAGGACUGGUUCCAUGGGUGGUGUGUGUCGGUGCCCCGACUCCUUAACUCCCUGAGGCCCAGUCCCACCUCAUCCCCACUGCUGACUUGGUGGGAAUGGGACACCAAAUUCUUGUGUCCACUGUGCAUGCGCUCACGGCGCCCACGCCUGGAGACUAUCCUGGCAUUGCUGGUAGCCCUACAGAGACUGCCUGUGCGGCUACCGGAGGGUGAAGCCCUUCAGUGCCUCACAGAGAGAGCCAUCAACUGGCAAGGACGGGCCAGACAGGCUCUGGCCAAUGAGGAUGUGACUGCUCUGUUGGGACGGCUGGCUACACUUCGCCAACAUCUACAGGCUGAACCCAGGCCUGAGGAGCCCCCUACCUACCCUCCAGCCCCUGUCUCUGACCCUCUCAGAGAAGACAGUGGCCACAAUAUGCCUAAGGUCCAGGAUUUGUUAGAGAAGGGAUAUAGCAUGACUGGGCCUGAGAAGUUAGCUCCUGGGGAGGGAUCAAGUAAGAGAGAUCUGGAGCUGUUGUCCUCACUGUUGCCACAGUUGACGGGCCCUGUAUUAGAGUUACCUGAGGCAACUCGGGCCCCUUUGGAGGAGCUCAUGGUGGAAGGGGACCUGCUUGAAGUGACCUUGGAUGAAAACUACAGCAUCCAGCAGCUGUUGCAGGCUGGGCAGCCUCCAAACUUAGAGCGGAUCCGCACACUCCUGGAGCUAGAGAAGCUUGAGCAUCAAGGGAAUCGCACAAAGGGCCGGUCCUUGGAGAGGCGGCGGCGGCGGCGGCAGCAGCAGAAAGUGGGAUAGGAUAGGAAGGGAGAGGAUCUUAUUCCAGAAGAACUGGAGUCAAAAAGGGCCCGGAGCUCAGGGAUUAAGCUUGAGGAGGAAGCAGAUGGUGAAAAUGCAGUCUUGACACUCCCCAAGGAGCACAGAUCCAUCUUGAAAGGGAAUCAAAAUAGCUUACAGCAGAGAGAUUCAGUCCACUUAGCCUCAUUUCCUCCAACAACUUUGCUACACUUGUCCUACCCUUGUCAUCAAGAAUUGUGACAGCAUAAAAGGUUAUGUUUUUUGUUUUGUUUAUAUCAGUGUUUACUGCCUCCUGACUAAGAUGAGAUGUACAGAGGACUUUUUUCCCUAUACAGAAUUUGUCACUUCAAAGUUUCUUUAUCCUUUCUCCAAAAAAUAUUAUUUAAAAUUCACAUUCAAAGAAUAAUACUGUGUAUGUCUCUUGAAGCAGCGUUCCUGGGACUUAGCAUAUGGAAGUGAUUUCCUAUUCCUGCUUUGGUCUAGUCUGGAUACAUAGACAAAUAAAACUGAAGAAAGGAUAAAUAUAUCUAUUUCUUUUUUUCCCUUUUUUCUUGUACUCUUUUUUUCAUAUUUACCAAAAAAAAAAAAUGGUGCUUCAAGGCUUACCUUCAUUCUACCUCUUUUACUUUAUUCCCCUUGGUUCACUUUGUAAGAAGAGUAUACAUUGUAUGAUGUAAUUACUUGUUAAGACCAAAAAAUAGAGUAAAACAAGUUUUUGGUUCCACCUGUUGUCUAUUUUUAAAUUGAUUCUUUUUGUUAAGAAAUAAAACAAUGAGUAUGUUUUGAAACUAUGAAUCUGAUUUGUACUUCUUGGAAUACAGAAAUAAAAAAGUAAGACUGGAAAAAGACCCUGCAGUAUUGGAAAACAUAAUUUUUUAGUUUUUUUUUUUCUUUAA
Molecule: messenger RNA, 5570 nt
Organism: Tupaia belangeri chinensis (Chinese tree shrew)
Lineage: Eukaryota; Metazoa; Chordata; Mammalia; Scandentia; Tupaiidae
Product: lysine-specific demethylase 5C
Exons: 28
Coding region: 340-4674 (1444 amino acids)
Biological process (GO): regulation of DNA-templated transcription; chromatin remodeling
Cellular component (GO): nucleus; chromatin
Molecular function (GO): DNA binding; histone H3K4me/H3K4me2/H3K4me3 demethylase activity
Source: RefSeq, a predicted model, not a curated record